Molecule: messenger RNA, 3443 nt
Organism: Sinocyclocheilus anshuiensis
Lineage: Eukaryota; Metazoa; Chordata; Actinopteri; Cypriniformes; Cyprinidae
Product: max-binding protein MNT-like
Exons: 7
Coding region: 223-1938 (571 amino acids)
Biological process (GO): regulation of transcription by RNA polymerase II
Molecular function (GO): protein dimerization activity; DNA-binding transcription factor activity, RNA polymerase II-specific; RNA polymerase II cis-regulatory region sequence-specific DNA binding
Source: RefSeq, a predicted model, not a curated record
CUUGCACUGUAUGCCUUUCGACUUGUUGUGUUUUCUGUUACUCCAAUCGCCAUCUUGUUGCCAGUUAAGUAAUGUGUUUCUGAUGAAUUUCGGGAGCGCCCUGGAUGUUUUAUGACUGUCUUUGGAAGCCAGUGGAUUAUAUUGUGAUUUAACCCACACAUAUAUCUGUACCGGGGGCUUGCAUACAUUUUUUAACGGGAACGUAUUGUAUCGGUGUUCAAAAUGAGUAUCGAUACUCUAUUGGAAGCGGCCAGGUAUUUGGAGUGGCAAGCCCAGCAACAACAGAUUACACGUGAGGAGGAGGAGCGGCGAGAGAAGGCCUUGCUGUCCCGUGAGGCGGAGCAGAAGUUCUCCACCCCCAUUAUCCAGUCUGUCCUAGUUAACCAUGUGACCUGGGCCGACAACAUCCCACCACCUGUUCCCAUAGCUGUCAUUCCUAUCCCGGUGGUCCCUGCCAACCCUGCGGCCCCUCCCAUUCAGACUGCUUCGUCCCUUCACACAGCCUCCCCUAUGCCAGUGGUCACACCCUUGGCCACAGCCCUGUCCCCACCAGCAGCCCCCCUCCUCAGCCCCAAUGGCAAGGAUGCCCACUCCCCUCCACAGCAGCAGCAGCAGCAGCAACAUCCUCACUUGAUCGCACACAUAAAAGCAGAAGCUAACAGCUUGCCUCUGUCGAAUAACAGUCCCAAGCAGCAACCGCAGACGCAACAGAUGCAGGCACUUUUGCAACCAUAUCCAGCCCCCAUCAUCACAGCCCAGCCUUCACCACAGCAACUCGCCCUCCUGCCCCAGCCAGCACUACCCCAACCUCAGCCCACACCGGCCCAGGGUCAGGCAGGUCAACCGCCCAGGCCUAACGGAGCUGCUGUGGAAGAGCCACGCAGCCUGGAUGGGAAAAGGAGACCUGGAGGGGCUGGAACUCGAGAAGUUCACAACAAGCUGGAAAAGAACAGACGGGCACAUCUGAAAGAAUGCUUUGACACCCUCAAGAAGCACGUUCCUAAUGUGGAUGAAAAGAAAACUUCCAAUUUGAGUGUCUUGAGGAGUGCGCUCCGCUACAUUCAGACUUUGAAACGGAAAGAAAAGGAGUACGAGCACGAGAUGGAGCGCUUGGCACGGGAGAAGAUCGCCACUCAGCAAAGACUCGCAGAGCUGAAGAAUGAGUUGAGCCAGUGUAUAGACAUCAUGGAGAUCGACAGACUACUCCGACAAACUGUCCAACCGGAAGAUGAUCAGGCCUCCACAUCAACAGCAUCGGAGGGUGAAGACAACUUCGACCAAGAUGUAGAUGAUGACAUCCUCUCCUCCCCGCCCUCGUCUUGUGCGGCCAAACCGUCUGCACCGGCGCCGUCAGAGCCCCGCGCUGCCAUGCCUCCACCCUCCAUUCUCCCUACACAUAUCUCCAUACAACACAAACCCACCACACCAACCUCCGCUCCACCCAAUCAACCCCAGCCCACAGUGGUCACCCCUCAAGCCAUCGCCCCUGCGCCCCCUUCCCACAUCAUUUCCCCUCCUCAGCCAACAGUCAUCACCCACGCCUCCGUAUCCCAUGCGUCCGUCAUCCAAGCGGUCAACCACGUCAUCCCAGCUGGGCAUAAACAUCUGGCGCACAUUGCGCCCUCUAGUGGCGGCCAGCCUAUCAGACACAUCACCGUGCAUCCCGUGGCCCACCUCCCCGCCGCCAUUUACCCGCAGUCGGUGGCCGUCUCGCAGGCGGCAAUGGUGGGGCACAUCACGCACACGUUGGCGCGCCACCCGCACACUCACGCCCAAGUUAACGGCACGCCGGUCACAGGCCAGCAGGCCACCAUCGUGGGAAAGCCAACGGCCGUGGUCGCUCACCAUCACACCGGGCUGGUGGGCCAGACUGUGCUCAAUCCGGUGACUAUGGUAACUGUUCCUCCUUUUCCCAUCAGCACGCUAAAGCUAGCCUGAAGAAAAGAGAGGCUGCACAGAACGACUUCCAUGAAUGGAGGUCUCACAAAGCGAGAGCAAGAGAGACUAAAGACGAAGAGCUAAUCGCGAAAAGGAUGACUAGAUCCUGUUCAGAAAAUCACUACUGUCACUCCUACACGCCAGGACCUCGUCAGGAUCGGAACGUGUCCUCUUUUGCUUGUAGAAGGGGCUUGCGUGUCUUUUGCCAUGCAGCGUUGGAAUGAAUUUCAUGUAAUGCACUUGCAAAUUCGAAGACAUUGGUCAGUCUUUAGUAAUGUGAGAGUGGAGUGCUAAAACAAAUCAAUUCAUAAUUCUUUCCCUCGUGUCCUUUUUUUCUGUAUGCAAAUUAUCUCGCGCUUUACAUUCAUUCACCAAAAAAAAAUCUCCACUUUAUUCAAAAACGAGUGCUUAAAGGUCAGUACUGAAAGCAUGCAGAAAAACGUUUACUGUGUAACUAUAUUUUGGGGGCUUUUAAAACUCUUCAUACGGGGCUUUUGACUAAAAAAAAAACAGGUACAUUCAGACUCAGAUCAGGUUUCUCAAAGUGUCUUUGUACUUGCGAGCAAAUGUAAGUGCCUAAGCCCCAAUUCAAGCCCAGUGGCGCCACCUGCUGCCUACGCGAUGCAACAACAACAACAUUGCUGAAUAUGAAGCGCAAGCGCAUUAGACUGCAUUGACCUGACCUACAGUCACAGACAUCUGUUGGCAAUCAAAGUCUUAAAAAAAGUUUCGAGGCGAAUGGGUUGUAAGGAAACUCAACCAAUAUACAAUUCAACAUCUGAGAAAGACAUGUAUUUGAAAGUACAUUAAAGCAUUUAUAACAAGUGCUCAGAUGUUUAACUUAAUAAUACUUCGUAAUACUUGAAUAACGUUUCAAAUGAUUAAAAACGUUACUUACGGCGUGUGAUAGUCGUGCAUUUCCGUUUCUUCAAAGCAGCAGUUACCAAUGUUCUCGUGCUUGUAGCAACACGAUGAAGAACGUCGAUAGAAGUCUUAGAAACUACGUUAACGUCACGCCGCGCGCACGUUCAUAGGUGGCGUCCAGUGUAAAUCGGUGCUGUUGUGUGUCCAUUGUACGUUCAUCGGCGCACAGCCAUUUUUCAUUACUACGCGUGAUUGUGUAAAUUGUCGUGAAGUAGGCGCUUGUUAAUAAGCAUUUUAGGAGGUUAAAACAUGCUGUUUCAGGACAAAACGCCCCUUUGCCAAUAGCAGUGCUUCUCAUAAAGUCGGCCUGCCAUUCUCAAUGCACUCGCUUGGUUGAACCUGCACAAAGUUAGCCAUCUGACCGUUUCCUUAUGUAAACUUAAUGGGUUGCUGUCGAUGGUUAGGUACACCACGUUGUUGCAUUUUUACUGUCACUUUCAAACGGAACACUGUGAUUCCUGGUCUUAACAUCCUCUUUCUGCUGCAAAAAAAAUAUUGAGGUUUGGAUUUGACUUCCUUUUUCUUUUUUUGGGGAUGUGAAGAUGGAAUGAUACAUGCUGUGCUUCACACUCAGUUAAAAA